AUGAUUCCGAAUUCUGGUAUUCUUGGUUUUUAUAUUAAAUUGACUCGAUAUGUUCAUCAAAUCAGUCUUCGUACUGUAUCAAAUCAUACUCUAUUUCAUGCUCGACGAGAAUUAAAACUUGUUAAACGUACUUUUAUUCUUAGUAAUACUCUUAUUGUCCUUGGCUUACCAUAUAUGAUAUUUGUUUUAAUGUCCUUUUUUACACCACCACCAAAGUAUCAUUUUCGUAUUGCUUAUAUAUGUGCUGAUAUAUCUGUAUUAGUAGUUGUAAUAAUUGGAUAUUGUUUUACACCAAACAUCAAAACGAUUAUACGAAAGAAAUUUACUCGAUCAACUCCAGUUGAACCGAUGACAAUAAGAUUUACAGCUGCAACAUACGGAAGAACUAUUACAGCAAAUUAA
Messenger RNA from Adineta steineri, 402 nucleotides. The record is from the annotation of a GenBank genome assembly. NCBI's taxonomy places the organism in Eukaryota, Metazoa, Rotifera, Eurotatoria, Adinetida, Adinetidae.